UCGUUAACACGCCAUGCACCUAUGGAAUAUAUGGUCGCUACUCAUCAUCGGCCAGUGUUGGAAUCACUGCGCAGUCAUCAGGCUAGUUGAUGCGGGUAUUUUAAACACCAUCUUGGGCGUUCCCAGCGAGUGUGUGCAUCAGAACAGCGUUUGGCCGUGUAAACUGUCGUUCUCCUGUUGGUUGCAAGGCGGUCGCCACGCAAAAGGCUGUGGCGCCAACAAAUGGUUAUUUUCCUGCUGCAUUGGCGGCAGUGGCAACACAAACACGGCGAACAAUGUAGUCAAUGCAGCAGUAGCGGUACAGUAUGGACUAUACCAAGGAAACAACGAUCAAGCACCAGCUGGAAAUCUCGUAGGCAACACGCUCAACGAUUACAAGCGCCACGCGGCUAGUGGUCCGAGUGCCACAGGUGCGAGUAGCAGUGGUGUUGGUGGUGGUGUGCUGCCCAAGCGCGUAAUGCUGAAGCGGCGCAAUGAGAAUGAUGUGUUCUUAAAGCCGGAAUGCGGUUUGCCACGCGCCGCACAACGUACGCUACAGAAGCGCAUUAUCGGCGGCAGGACGGCGAAUUUCGCCGAAUAUCCAUGGCAGGCGCAUAUACGCAUAGCUGAGUUUCAAUGUGGCGGUGUCUUGGUUUCACACAACAUUGUCGCGACGGCCGCGCAUUGCAUACAACAAGCGCGACUGCCGGACAUUUCAGUCUUUCUGGGUGAAUUAGAUACGCAGAAUUUGGGGCAUAUUCACGAACCGCUGCCGGUGGAGAAGCAUAAAGUCAUACAGAAGAUUGUGCAUCCGCGCUUUCAGUUUCGCAUGACGCAGCCGGAUCGCUUCGAUGUGGCGCUACUCAAGCUGGCCAUACCGACGGGGUUUAGCGAUCACAUUCUUCCUAUCUGCCUGCCACAGUUUCCCAUCGCUUUAAUCGGCCGCAAAGGUUUGAUCGCCGGUUGGGGCAAAACAGAGGCCAGUAUGGGUCACGCAGGCACUAAUAUGUUGCAAGUGGCAACUGUGCCAAUCAUUACAACCUUCGAUUGCAUACGCUGGCACGAGAGUAAGCGUAUCAAUGUGGAGCUUUAUAGUGAAAUGUUUUGUGCGGGACACUCGGAUGGUCAUCAGGAUGCAUGUUUGGGUGACUCUGGCGGCCCGCUGAUUAUCAAAGAACGCGGCCGCUUCAUAUUGGUUGGCAUCACUAGUGCCGGUUUUGGUUGUGGCGUCGAUCAUCAGCCGGGCAUUUACCACAAUAUACAAAUGACGGCUAAAUGGAUACAGGAAAUGAUUGUGCGCCAUGCCUGAGCGACGCAACUGCACGGAAACUUCAAUAAAAAAAAAUAUUAAAAAAAUAUUUUACAUAGAAACUUAGCUAAAUUUUUUUUCAAGACAUUUAGCGAAAUUGUAUUGA
Bactrocera tryoni is the source of this 1394-nucleotide messenger RNA. Its product is annotated as serine proteinase stubble. The transcript has 6 exons. The record is from RefSeq and is a predicted model, not a curated record. Gene Ontology annotation, biological process: proteolysis. Bases 14 to 1288 code for a protein of 424 amino acids. NCBI's taxonomy places the organism in Eukaryota, Metazoa, Arthropoda, Insecta, Diptera, Tephritidae. Gene Ontology annotation, molecular function: serine-type endopeptidase activity.